UAUAGUAAUUCCCUUACCGAACGAUACGAUCGGUUCUGCUUUUGGUCUGACUCGAAGUCCCAACAUCGAACUGCUUGCUCUAGAACAAGACCCGAAGGCAUAGGAAAUGUUCUCCACCAUAUGCCUAAAAAGGCUGCUCCUACUUGGAUAUGUCAUCCUCCCAUUGGUAAUCAUCAGACUCCUGGAAAUCCCCGGCUGGUUCCUGCACGGAAAAAUCGCCCAUUCCUCCUCCUUCGUCGAUCCCAAGACGCUGAGCGCUAGUGAGCUGAAGGCCCUAGUGGACAGACGCGGAUUGGAUGGCGCAGGCGCUGUAGAGAAGCAAGAUUUGAUGCAGCUGUUGGAGAGCACUGGAAAGCCGACCAACGGGGAGCUCCAGGAAGCAAUCCGCCGCAAAGACCAACAGGACGAUGUCUUCUCGUCCUCAUUCGAAAUGCAAUACCUCAUGAAUGUCCAUGACACAAACGAUGUCUGGCUCAUUCGGGUGUUCUCACCAAAGAAUACAAACUCUGCCUCGAUGGACGAUGACUCUUGGAAUUCGAUCGUCGAGAGGGUUUCUCGGUUUGGGGCUCUCUACAAGAAUAUUCAAUGGGAACUGAUGCAGCACUUGCACGACAUCCGAUCGCUGAAGGAACUGGAAUCGGAGUGGCUGAAUACCUCAAGUCAAGCGGACGGGAAGCCUCUGCGUGUGGUGUUCUUCACGGAUGCCCAGGCGGUUCCGCUGUCCCUGGCGGUUUUGAGUGUCAGACUCGCAAAAGGAAUUCAGGUUGGAGUCUUCUCGUCAUCCGAAGAGACGGAGAAGGAAGAAGUGUCUCGUAUGUACCCGGGUGUUCGGUUCCCAUCAUAUGUAGUUGUCACCCGAAAUGGCUACUAUGUGUAUGACUUUUUAGAGAAAGCAAUUCUCUACCUGGCAAUGACAUGGACGGCAAGCGUGAUCCGCGACGACAUCAUCUGGAUGCUGGACCGUCAAGGAUCCAUUCUUCUCCCGUGGGCGCUCUACAGCCUUUUCGUCUUGAAAGCUUUUUCGUCGUUGAGGGUUCCCGAUCCCUCAUCUCAAGCGGAGGAGGAACGUAGAAGAAUCAGGACGAAUCCAAAUCCUGUCUCCACGAAUGAAGUGCGGAAUAUUCCUUUUUCUAUCAAUCAGAUUAGGAAUCGACCCAGCAGCUCUUCCAGGCCUAUUCGCUCUCGCCGGGGAGUUCCGCGUCCUAUGUCAUUCAGAGAGAUACCCGACUUGCCCCUGGAAAUAUGGACAUUGCAGAGCCUAUUGCAACACGAGGAGCGCUUGCAACACGCGGAACGAUUGCGACACUUCCUACGCUUGACUAAUUUGAAUUCCAUUGAUGAGCUCCAAGUGAGGAAUUUCGACUUCCCUGCACUCACAGUUAUCAUCGGGAUUGCAUUCUCAAGUGGCUGCAAGUGAAUCCUAAUUGUCCCGUAUGCCGAUGGCCAGAGAGUGAGUCUCACGAUGAAGGAGUUCGACGAACUUGACUCCCCAAAUUCUAG
Molecule: messenger RNA, 1500 nt
Organism: Darwinula stevensoni
Lineage: Eukaryota; Metazoa; Arthropoda; Ostracoda; Podocopida; Darwinulidae
Source: the annotation of a GenBank genome assembly